Molecule: messenger RNA, 3368 nt
Organism: Priapulus caudatus
Lineage: Eukaryota; Metazoa; Priapulida; Priapulimorpha; Priapulimorphida; Priapulidae
Exons: 4
Coding region: 2059-2856 (265 amino acids)
Source: RefSeq, a predicted model, not a curated record
GAGUGAGUGAGUGAGUGAGUGAGUGCGUGAGUGCGUGCGUGCGUAUGCGCGCGAGCGAGUGAGUAUAUAUCGCUAAUGUUGUCGGUCAUUACAUAUUCAUUCAAUAUGCCACAGAAAUGGGUACGAAUAUCGAUUGAUAUAUCUGUAAUGGCGCGGAGAGGUGCAAGGGAGGGAAACACACGGGGCAUCCAUCACUCAGGCAGUCACGCAUGAAGAGUACAAUCAGUGUUUGUCCACUUCCAACCUAGUUGGACUGGCAGUCAUUUAACUGGUGUUACGCCUAGGGAUCACGAUCUAGCGGAACACGCAUCUGAAGAAUCGGUCUAGUUAAUUGAUGCACGGCGAGGCUAGAGGAAGGAAAAUUUCUUCGAGACCAUUAUUACAGACGUCGUUACGCCUAUUCAUCUGUGAAACCCGAAACGUAAUUGCGUAUUAACUCAUGUCAUAUUAGGCUGUAAUAUAAGUAUUUGCUAUUAUUGUUACUGUAGACUAUUAUUCUACACAGUAAUUUGCAGAAGGAGAUCUACAAAUUAUCUGAUCGGGGUUCAAGCUCGCAUUCAUUGAAAAUUUCUCAUCGGAAAAUGUUUUCAUUAGGAAAGUAUACGAAAAAUGAAAGAAGCUUUUAAAAUUGCACGUUGUCUGGUAUCGAAAUCCCGUAAAAUUAAAUCUGGCAAUUAUGCAAUACGGAAACUAAAUCACCUCUAAUCUGAUCUGGAAACAACUUCCCUUCACACACUUACAAUCACUAGCAAAAGAUGGGAUCUUACUUGCUGUGAUUUUUGACGCUGGAAACGGAAUUCACAUGUCAAAGUUGUGACGACGUUUCCCACUGACAUUCCAGGUGCACGUGAUCUAUUUUUAGCUAUUAAUUUAAUAACCAAAUAAAUGAAUAAUUAAAUAUAUAUUCAUAGUUUAAUUCAUCAUAUUUACAGGCUAGCACAUGGGGCAUCCUGGGAGUGUUUGACAUUCAUGGAGACCACUUGUUAAAUGUGAUAAUUUGUUACAUCAGUGAUGCGUGUGCUUAGUAUAUGUAUGAUUGGAGUAAUCAUUCUGAAUGAGAAUGGUUACUCCAAGGUAUAUGUGUACACGAUGUGUGGGCAGUGCGCUGAUAUGGCGCCCGUGUGAUUUUCCCGUUAUCUGCGGGAAGAUAUAUCCGGAAGACGUGUUAUAGCAUCAUGCGUUUACAAGCGGAUGUGGGGAAUUUAGUAUCUUUGUAAAUGGAAAAUAAGUCAUCGUUACUGGAUAUUAUACGGAUGCAUGAGCAUAUGCGUGGGUGACGUUUGAAUUUGGAGGAAAUUCCCAUUUUAACUAUUAUUAUAUGUGUCUGAGCUAUUGGCUUUCUUAUAUUACUAGCAUUCUGCUUCCUACUUGGAGCACUCUUACCUUCCUUCUCUUCGUUACACACACGGAUAUAUAUAUAUAUCUAACAUGAGUUGUGCAGCCAGUUAUACUUCGUUAUGAUCUCUACCUGCGGCAUAUAUAAUCAUCUACUUUCCUUCUCUCGUUUCUGUUCGUUGUUCAUGUACUUGCACGGAUUUCCCAGCAUUUCUGGACCAUCACGACUUACUAUUCCUGCAGCGAGCCUCAAGAGUUUUGAACUGCGACCUCCGACAAGUGACGUCAGGACAUUCAUCCACAGCGACGUCGGCGUCGAAAUUAUCUACUAGUGUCUAGCCACGCUAACAUUUCUCCUACCCCUGCUCUCCGCGCUCUCUCUGUCUCUCCAUUUAAGGUUUCUUCCCACGGGCACAGUUGUUUCCGUCGUCUGGCUUCCUGCCAACGACCAAUCAGAGGCUCGUUCGUCACGCCACCACGCGGCCCAUCAGCACAUCACAGCAGCAGCUGGUUGUCGUGCUUGCACAGUUGCCACCAACGCCACCUAACGAGAAAAGAAGCGAAUCGGGAAACUUCGGCUCCUCGAUCAAGAGAUUCCGCCGCUUCAUAGGUGGCAGCCACGCUCACGAGACGACGAACUGGCGCACGCGCACCUUUCCCGCACACCGCGGCUCGUCGCCCGAAAAGACGUUGCCACGCACCGACGCGCCCCGCCGCAGCACGAUGCCGGAUAUCCGGUUCGACCUGCCGCAAGAUGGCCUCGCACGGCCGAGAAAAAAUUCGCCAGUGUCGAUGAGCGGGAAGAGGAGAGGUUCGGGGGAGAACCAGGCAGAGAGCGGCAACAAGGACCCGCUCGCGCCGAUGUUGAGCAAGAUAUCGGAGCGUACGGAACCCCGCAGCGAGCCGCUGACGCCAACGUCGCCAGGUGUCGUCGCGGUGGCGCCCGAUGCGCGUCGCUGUGUCUUUGUUACCGGUGGCAACGUGUCGCCGCUCGACGCGCUCGUGCUGAACGCUCUCAUCGUGCCCGUCGUCAAGGUCAUAUCGAAGUCGUCGGAACAAAUCCCGGACGCGGUGACCGCCGGCGGUCGUCAUGGCAACGCGGACGCGGCGCUUGCGCCGCUGCGCCGAGCAAGAUCGUGCGAUUCUCUGCUCGAGGAGAGAGGCGGCAGGGGCGGGGGCGGAGGCGGGUGGAGAACGAUUCCCGGACUGCGGGGUAGCUUCGAGAGGAUACUGACGUGCGAGAGACGCAAGGAUGCUGCUGACGGCAGCGGUGGCGCCCCCUGCCCAGCCGCACCAACGCCCAUGCUAGUCGGCGUGAAGCCUCGCUCGUUGCGAUGGCAACCGUCCGUCGAGCAUAUUCACCCCCAUCGCGUCGUGCCAAAGAAGAGAAGCACAGAGUGGCCGCCAGGUGGCGCCGAGGCCAAUGACGUGCGCGCCACCGGAGCAAAGCGAGGUUAUUUAUCGAAACUGCUCGAUAGAGGGCGCUCUCCUACGACGUCGGCCGACGUGCCGGUGGUAUGAACGGAGGAGUCUGUUGCCUAGCGACAAGUGUUUGCAGUCAGUCGACACUCGUGUAAAUAUAAACACGUGAUGCGAUGGUGGGCUAGGUGGGUUACGGGUAACUUUAGCAGUAUUUACCUAACUCUGACGAAAAGAGUCUUAGAAACGAUUUCUCGUUGUUUAUAUAUCAGUUGACUUUUCUUCUGUGUGCAGAGAUCUGGAGUUAGUUGCAGCAGGGAAUCGUGUGUGUUUCUGCGAGCAAAGUUUCGUGUGUGUGUGAGUGAGGCAGUGUAAGGUAAAUAACAUUGCCGCUGCUGCCCACAUGGGCCGUACUUUUUUUUAGGUUGCGAUAACGUUAUAUAUAAAGCGAUAUAAACAUGUAAGAUUGUAGCUAUUAGACGUAUAAAUAUUAUGUAAAACUGUUCCAGCGAUUUGCCGAUCGGUUUAGAUUAAAUUAUGUAUGAAUUAAAUUUAAUAAAAAAUAAAUCGUUACCAGCACACGAGCGAUCUUGUGCAUCACUCGCUACGACAAA